Molecule: messenger RNA, 1734 nt
Organism: Aphanomyces invadans
Lineage: Eukaryota; Oomycota; Saprolegniomycetes; Saprolegniales; Verrucalvaceae
Exons: 4
Coding region: 625-1560 (311 amino acids)
Cellular component (GO): membrane
Source: RefSeq, a predicted model, not a curated record
GGGCACUCGGUGGAAUUCCGCAUCAUGUCCGCGCGUUGUGGUUGCUGGUCUCGUCGGAGCACCAAAGGACACCAAGUCCGAGAGAGGCUCUACGCGACGGUGCCUGGCUUCUGUGAUGGUUUCGCCAGCACUGACCUAGCUGAAUGCUGUUCAAUGAGGCCACGAGCCCAUCCACUCGAGUGUCGUCGCGGAGCGCAUGCACCUAAUCUCGUCCGAUCUAAUUUGCCCACACGCAAUGCCGGAGCAAGACCAGCGGACACAGGGAGUAGUAAAUGGCCAGACUGAAUUGCGGGUUUCAAAUGUGUGAUUGAGUAACUCACGUGCACACGUUCUGGCUAGAAAGUUGCACACUCGCAAGGCGGGGCAUGGAGCAGAGGGCAGCCCGUGGCAAGGAGAGGACUUGGAGCGAAGGAGCUGUGGGCCAUCGACUGCAUUGCCGGUCGACGGACGCGCUGCCGGUGCAUCACUUGGACAACCAGACGAAUGCAUUUCAUUGGUAGAAUUAGAUUGCGUAUGGACCUAUGAAAGUGUCGUAUUGCAAUUGGAUGCAUUUGAUUGGCCCCCUGAGCAUGCCGGGUCGAGUCGGGGUUUUCGUCUUCCUCUCUGCCAACGUUCGUCGCGAAGAUGGCGCUCAAGUGCCGCAACUUCUCCCGCCUCGUCUUGAUUUUCACGAAUGUGCUCUUCCUUGUCCUUGGAGGCCUCCUUAUCAUGAUCGGUGGGUACAUGAUGUCAUCGCCAGACUUGAACGAGUUCACGUCCGACACGAUCUCGGGAGCAAUCAUUGCGUCGGGGUUCCUCAUUGUGCUCGUGGCGGCGCUGGGGUGUUGCGGCGCGCACUGGGAGAGCAAAGUGUUUCUCUGUCCAUAUGCGACUCUGGUGACGGUGUCAAUCAUGUCCCAACUUGCUCUCGCCGCAUUCAUGCUUCAACUCCACAAGUCUCUCAUCAAGCUCAGCAACCUCGACUACAACGUGCAGCACGAGUUGCUGACGACGGAAGACACGACUGUCCUGACCGAACUCCACAACGUCUUCAAGCACGCGUACUCGUCGUGCGCACCCGAAGUCGACCUCACCAAGACGUUCGAGACCGGCGCCAUGGUCGCCCGAUGCAUGGGAGAGGAUGCUUCUUACAACUGGUUUGCCGACUUUGUGUCGCAGCGAUGUAUGAUCACGGCAGCAGACCUGAUGCCGAACAGUCCGUUCCAAAAGUGUGCCGGUGAAGCGAUCGUGCAAAACGUAACAAUAUUGGCGGAGCAAGCGCUCUUUUGCUCAUGCGAAACCAAACUUGUGACCUGGAUGGACAAACAAAGUGAGAUGAUCGGGGUCGUCGUUGCCGCGAUCGGAGGAUUCGAAAUCGCCCUCGUGUUCCUUUCCUGCUACCUCAUGUGUACUCAGCGCCGUCGGUCGAAAGGAUAUCAAGAGAUCCGCAUGCCGCUCAAGAUGCAACACAACAACGCGAACGUAUACCACACCAUGUCAGCGCCGUACCAGCAGCACAACGUUCAAGGCACUGCCAUGUAUGCACCCGUGCCCAACACCGACUCUCGCAUCAAACCAUAGUUAUAGUCGUGAUGGCAAAUGUAAUAUUCCUUGCCAUUGCAGUACCGUGCAUCUCGCGCGCUGUCGGACGAACGGCAUCAUGAGCCGCCCCACUGCGUUCAAUUCGUCGCGUUUUGGAGUUGAACUCGUAUGGCAGUCCACCUUGACGGGCACCAUAGCGUAGCUUCGCCGAAG